Molecule: messenger RNA, 3051 nt
Organism: Sabethes cyaneus
Lineage: Eukaryota; Metazoa; Arthropoda; Insecta; Diptera; Culicidae
Gene: Swim
Exons: 9
Coding region: 956-2344 (462 amino acids)
Biological process (GO): proteolysis
Cellular component (GO): lysosome
Molecular function (GO): cysteine-type peptidase activity
Source: RefSeq, a predicted model, not a curated record
UUGCAGAGCGCGAACGUGGUUAGUGCUUUCCACAACGCCGAACUUUGAGCAUCGCGGUGCGGCAAUAGAUUUGUUUCCUUUCGUUAGUUAGUUAGUUAGUUCAGUUAGUGCUGGUGCACUUGACGCAAAAGGCGCAAAAAAAAACUGGCCGUCUUGGCAGUGCCCCGGUGCAAAGUGUGGCAGCAGUGCAAAAGGAGCGUGGACCCGCCUGGCCCGCAUCAGUCAGUCAGUGGUGGUGGUGGUGAAUCCAUGCCAUACGAACGCUGCUGGACUCCGCCGAGUGGGCAUGAUUGAAGAGGUGUUAUUUGUUUGUAAACCGACGAAACCGGCGACGACGACGACGAAAACUGUGAAGUGAAGAAGUGGUUCACUUGGAGUUGCUUUUUUCCUGUGUUUUGUUUGUUUGUUUCGGGACGUUCUGGGCAGACGUUUAGAAGGAAAUUGGAACUGAGGUUUCUGCAAGUUUUUCGUUUUUCGCUGUGUUGACACAAAUUAGUGACGGAUCCAAUGGUAGUGAGUUUGUUGCGCGCGGGACUAAGUGAGUGACAGCAGUGAAUGCGCUGUAUGUUUAUUACGACUUUUUAUAGACAUUUUGUAGACAAGGAGUGAUUAAUUUAAAAGAACCUCUGUCAUCAGCGCGUGUGCCGCUGUCGAACUGUCGGUUUUCAUUGGGUCUUUAUUGCUGUUGCUGCUGCUGUUUAGUUUAGCCUGGCCGCGGUCUGGCGAGUUCUGCUGUCAGCAAUUUUUCAAUUUGCGGUUUCCCACCACGAACUCGAUACGAUACGGUACGAUACGAAUCGACAACCGGAGUCAAGUGGACCCACUCGUACUUUUGGACCUUCUGUCGACGCGGCGCGGUGGUGCUGGACGGACGGACCGGGGACAAAGUUGGCGUAAUCUUCGUCAGCACUGCGGUUGACUGUGAUCGAUACUCAACAAACACGAAACAACAAACAUGUUCAAACUAGCAGCCAUUCUACUGCUGUUCAGCCUGGUGGAAGCCAAUCGAUUCCGAGCGGAGUAUCCAGGUCCGUUCUGCGCUGCCCGGCGGUACGACAAAUGCUGUCACAGUCGCCAGGAUGGCUGUUCGCAGCCGAUUUCCACUACGCUCUGCUAUUGUGACGAGUUCUGCGAACGUGGAGAACACGGCGAUUGCUGUCCCGAUUACGAAGAAGUCUGUCUAGGGAUGCCUCCGGAACCGAUCUACGAUUCUUGUAGGCACAAAGGUCACUCAUUCACACCAUUCGAUCCUCCGGUUAUGGAUAAUUGUAACACUUGUAAGUGUGAAAACGAUGGCACGGUAAGCUGCACCGAGGAUGUAUGCUUAGUGGAUGACGAGCUGCUGCGACAGCUCGACCAUUUGGGACGAUCGAUCGGUUGGCAGGCGUCCAACUACAGCGAAUGGUGGGGACACAAGUACGACGAGGGUAAAACCUUCCGACUGGGUACGUUCUAUCCGAAGUUCAAGGUGAAGUCGAUGAGCCGGCUGAGCAACGGAGACGACCAUGUGCCGUUGCACUUCGAUGCGACCACCUAUUGGCCCGGUUUCAUUGGGGAUGUUCGCGAUCAGGGUUGGUGUGGCUCUUCAUGGGCCGUGUCGACGGCAGCGGUGGCCUCGGAUCGAUUCGCCAUUCUAUCCAAGGGACGUGAGAUGGUGCAGCUUGCUCCGCAACAGAUCGUUUCGUGCGUGCGACGCACGCAGGGUUGCAGCGGAGGACAUCUGGACACGGCUUGGAACUAUCUAAGACGUGUUGGAACGGUGAACGAAGAAUGCUACCCGUACAUAUCGGCGCAGAAUGCGUGCAAGAUCCGCCCAUCGGAUACGCUGAUCAGCGCCAACUGCGAACUGCCGCUGAAGGUGGACCGAACCAACAUGUACAAGAUGGGACCGGCGUUCAGUCUGAACAACGAAACCGACAUCAAGAUCGAGAUCAAAAAGCACGGCCCGGUGCAAGCUAUCAUGCGCGUCCAUCGGGACUUUUUCUCCUACAAAAGUGGAAUCUACCGCCAUUCGGCUGCGUCGACCGCAGCCGAUCAGCGUGCCGGCUACCACUCAGUUCGGCUAAUCGGUUGGGGAGAGGAACGCACCGGUUACGAUACCGUCAAGUAUUGGAUUGCCGUCAACUCGUGGGGUACGUGGUGGGGUGAAAAUGGCCGUUUCCGCAUUUUGCGCGGCACGAACGAGUGCGAAAUCGAAAGCUACGUCCUGGCCUCGCUGCCGUACGUUCACCAGCAGGUGAAACCGAUGCGACAGGUCGGUGAACUGCAGGAGAUGAUCGUCGGCACCGGGUACGUUCCGCAUCCGAGCAGGAGAUAUCCUCCGUACGGCCGUCGGUUUGGUUGAGCCCGUCCCAAAAAACCGUCGCGGCGGCGGGGUCCGAUAGAGAAUGGUUGAGAACUGUACAGUAUUAAAUUUAGGGGGAAAAGCAAGCUCGGACCGACCGACGAACGGACGGGGACCGGACGGUGUCGGCGCUGUGGCUAGGAUCUGUGGAUUUGUAUUUACUCAGUUGGUUGGACGGCCGUUUAACCGACAAUGUCACUAAGAAUAAGAUGUUUCGAUAGUCUACUGCCCAGGUCGUUCUACAAACGAUAUGUAUGUUUAUUAUUUCGGUUUAGAAAACCCGUGAAACCCGUGUCUUCGAGAGCACUAGUCGACAACUCGAGCAAGUAAGUGUAUUCAGUUUAAAGUGUUCAUCUUCUCAAAAUUGUUUCUAUGAUAAGCGUCUUUCCUUCUUUCAAGAGAGAUAGAGAGUAUAUGAGUAGUGCAGUUUAUUUACGAUUAGGUUAAGCAAGAGAAAUGAAAGUAACCUGUAAAAAUUCGAUGGUGCCAAAUUUAGCAGAACGAUAUCGAGACGAUUGCACACAAUUGCAAGUCAAUACGAAUAACUCGGUUAGAACUAGAAACUAAAUUCCAUGAUAUGAGAGCAAAUCGAGAAAAAAAAUUUCUUGGUUUGCCUUCUUUUUGUUUUACUGAUUAUGAUAUUAAAAUUAUCGCAAAAAAAAUUGAUAAUUAUUAUUUGCAUGUAAAUCUUGAAGGUUAUAAUGUAA